Molecule: messenger RNA, 1244 nt
Organism: Neolamprologus brichardi
Lineage: Eukaryota; Metazoa; Chordata; Actinopteri; Cichliformes; Cichlidae
Source: RefSeq, a predicted model, not a curated record
UUAAACAAAACUCGAAUGCAGACGGGAAGAAAUACGCAGAGAUGGUGCUUCAGAAGCCGCUGGACAGGGAGACAAAUCCUAGUCUGUCUCUAAAGCUAAUAGCUGUAGAUGGUGGGACUCCGCAGAGAUCUGGCACCGUAAAUAUCGAUAUAACUGUUCUCGAUGUAAAUGAUAAUGCUCCAGUAUUCAAUCAAUCUGUAUAUAAAGCAACAGUCAUGGAAAAUUCUCCCCGAGAUACUUACGUUACCACUGUUAAUGCCAGUGACGCAGAUUUUGGGUCAAAUAGCAUUGUGACUUAUUAUUUUUCAGAUCUCAACAGUGGUCUCAGUGAUUUGUUUAUGAUUGACGAAAAACAUGGUAUAAUUUCAAUAACAGGCUUUAUUGAUUAUGAAAAAGACAAAAAAUACGAACUUCGAAUCGACGCCAGAGAUCAGGGAGGUUUAACAGAUUCAAGCAAAGUGAUAAUUGAAGUAACUGAUGUUAAUGAUAACGCUCCUAUCAUAAGUGUUAUGUCAUUCACUAGUCCCGUGUCCGAGGACUCUCCUCCUGGUACCACUAUCGGCAUCAUAAAUGUAAAAGAUCUGGACUCGGGUGAUAACGGACAAGUAAACUGUAGAAUAGAGCAAAACGCUCCUUUCAAAAUUAAAUCUAAUUUAAGAAAUUACUAUACGUUAGUAACAGAUACUGUAUUAGAUCGUGAAAGCGUUUCAGAAUAUAACAUCACAGUUGUUGCGACAGAUGCAGGAAUACCUCCUCUUUCAACAAAAAGAACCUUUCAUUUAAAGGUCUCUGACGUGAACGAUAAUGCUCCAGUUUUUUCUCAAAGUGUUUACAGUGCGUUUAUUACAGAAAAUAACUCACCCGGCGUUUCUCUUCUUACUGUGGGGGCAAAAGAUCCAGAUGAAAACCAAAACGCCCGGAUAUCUUAUAUACUGGAGAACACUAAUAUUGGUGGAGCUCCAGUUUCUGAAUAUGUUACAGUAAAUGCAGAAAGCGGAGUCGUGCACGCUGUGCGCUCAUUUGAUUAUGAACAAAUCAAACAGCUGGUUUUUGUUGUGAAGGCGCAGGAUGGAGGCUCCCCUCCUCUCAGUAACAAUGUGACUGUGAAAUUAAUAGUUCAGGACCAGAACGACAACCCUCCUCAGGUUCUGUACCCAGUCCAGACUGUCCAUCCCCUCGGUGAUCAUGACGUGAGGAAGGCUCUCCGUGUGUUGUCCAGUGCGGAUUCACAGACUUUCAUUUGA